Molecule: messenger RNA, 1709 nt
Organism: Eucalyptus grandis
Lineage: Eukaryota; Viridiplantae; Streptophyta; Magnoliopsida; Myrtales; Myrtaceae
Exons: 3
Coding region: 151-1623 (490 amino acids)
Biological process (GO): regulation of salicylic acid biosynthetic process
Cellular component (GO): nucleus
Molecular function (GO): calmodulin binding; DNA-binding transcription factor activity; protein dimerization activity
Source: RefSeq, a predicted model, not a curated record
UCCCAUGUGUACAAGACUACAUGUGUUGCCCAGGAAACAAAAUCACUCUUCGAGGAUAUAUGUGAUUGUAUCCCAUGGAUUCAAAAGGCAUUUGAUCAAGCAAGAGCAGUUGUCACUAAGAUUCACAAGCAUUAUGGAAUCUUAUCAUCGAUGAAGCAGUCCACAAACUACUGGCAGUUGCAACAAUCAUCAAGAACAAAAUUUUACUCAAACUAUUAUUUGCUUCAAUCAAUCAUGAGGCUUGAAACUAAGCUGCGAUCACUUGUUUCAUCAUCUGAGUGGCUUUCAUUGGGUUUAGAGAAGGAUGAUUCAGGCAUAGAAGUGGGUGAGAUCAUUCGCAGUUCUGAAUUUUGGACUGAAGGGAAAAAAGUCUUGCAUGCUUUAGAACCGAUAUUUCGAGUCCUCUGUCUAGUUGAUGGCUACAGCGCUACUUUUGGGUUCUUGUAUGCAGCCGUGGAAAUGGCAGAUGAGGCUAUUAGACAAAUAUAUGAGACUAAUGUUCCUAAGUAUCAGGCUUUAUGGAAGAUAUUCAAGGAAUGGCGGGUUGAAAUCAUUCAUCCAUUAUAUGCUGCUGCUGCUUUUCUUAACCCUGCUUACAUGUGUGGUGAGAAGUUCAUAGAGAAUGAUGCAAUUAAAAAUGGCUUGAAUUUCAUAUUGGAAAAAUUGGUAGGUGUUGAAGAAAAGAAAAAAUUUGUGGAAGAAAUGCUGCUCUAUCGUAACAAAGAGCCAAGGUUGUUCACUAGUAUAGCAAAGACAAUGUUGGGAACAUCUCACCCUUGUGACUGGUGGGACUAUUGCGGUGAUGUCCUUCCUGUAUUGAAGAAGUAUGCAAUUCGAAUCCUAAGCCAACCCUGCAGCACUUCGUUCUGCUGGCGGAGUUUGAGUGCAUUUAAAACUGCUCAAACUGAGAAGAGGGAGCCAUUGAUGUCUGCAGUGAUGGACGAUUAUCUAUAUUUGAGGACAAAUGCGUUACUAAUGGAGAAUUUCAACACAAUGAAAGAAAAAAUUAGGAAGCCACUUGAUCUUGAGAAACUCAGUGAACUUCCUGAUUUUUCAGAAUUUAUGAAUGAGAAUUUCACUGGUGAUCUACUGAAUGAGACCAAAUUUUCUUUAUUGGAAGAAAAGCUAAAUUGUUGGUCUGCAUCAGUGAGUAAAGACAGUGAGAGUGAAAAGUAUUUACGUCUUCAAUUUAUAACUGCACUACCAUCGAGCCUAGUUAAAGGUCACCCAGUUAAAGGUGGGACAGGAACUCCUAUUCAUGUCAUCUUGGUAGAUUCCAGUACAGGUAGGGUUGUGCAAUCUGGACCCUCGUCAAUGCUAAAGUUGAUGGUGACAGUGAUUGGAGGUGAGUUUGAUGAUGAAGCUGGUAGAAAUUGGACUAAAGAGUUCUUUGGGAGCAAUGAACUAAGGGGGCGAGAAGGGAAUAUGCCACUCUUGAUUGGUGAUCUCUCUGUGACCCUUGAUAAAGGCAUCGGGACAUUGGGUGCUAUCACUUUCAAUGAUGUAUCAAGCUGGAUGAGAAGUGGGAAAUUCAGGCUUGGAGUCAAAACUGUGUUUGAUUGGGAGGGAAUCCGUGUCCUUGAGGGCACAUCCGAUGCCUUCAUUGUGGAGGAUGGUAAGUGAUUCAAAUUUAAACUGUUGAUGACAGCUUUUAUGUUCUUUUUUCGUUGGCCUUUGCUGUUGUAGAAGGUGAGCCAUGGUUCAGGUUA